GCAAUCGUCAAAAGUUUUACAUAUUUGAAAAUUUCAGAUUUUUCUUAAUUUUUUGCCGUUCGAAUGAUAAAAAUCGGUGAAGUAUUAGUGCCGUAAAUAGGUCAUUGAAAAUUUAUAUAUUUUCGGUGUGUGUGGUGUUAAAAAGAAAAGAAACGCUGGAAAUUCCUUCUCUCGCCAUUUUGACUGACUGUGAACUUUAAGUGAAUUUUUCUUCAGUUAAUAACUUGACGACAUUUUCCAAAACGGAAGCUUAAGUAGUUAAGUCUCCUAAUCUAUGAAUAAGAAGAAAAUCGCUAGACACAGACUGAAAUUAGUGCAGGCACUAAGACGUCAGCAAAGAAGAAAAAAAGAAAAACUAAAUUAAAGAGUAGAGUUUUUAAGACAAUUUGUUAACCUGUUAAAAGGUUAACAUUUUCUUGUUAAGAUUGGGUGGCAUACAGCUUCCAUAUCCUGUUUAUUAUUAAACGAGUGUAAUUAAAAAAGAAAAAUGGCGCAUUUUUCUACAGCUGCCGCCCCGGAUGAAAUCAAUUACUUCUACAAGGAUGAAAAUGGUAAAAUCAUCAAAGUUUUAAAACAAGUGGAAAUUAAACAAGAGCCUGUUGGUAGUGGCUCAUCAUCAGGAGCUGCAAUCUACGCAACCACAGUUGGCGGUAAUAUUGGUUCAUUUACACAAAUGACAACUACGAAUCAGCCCCAAUUUGUUAGAAUACAAAAUAGUUAUAAUUUACAAUCAGCGAAUAAUCCCACCACAUACACGGUAAUAACACCACAAAGCAGUACUGGCAAUAGUAACGUCAAUGUCAAUAGCAAUAUGCAAAGACAACAUAAUGGUGGUACAACAGUAAAAUAUGAACCUCUGGAAGGUUACAGUAGCGGCCGACAGCAUACGAAUGUGGAUAAAACGGGUGAUCGUUAUAUAAUAAAGCCACAACAACAGAAUCUAAGUAAUACAAAAAUCACAGCAAAAUCAAAAUUACACUCUAUCAGUCAUCAAAAUGCCUCAGCAGUACAAAGAAAACGUAAACCGGAGAAGGCGGGUAAAGGUUUGCGACAUUUUUCACUGAAGGUUUGUGAAAAAGUCAAAGUGAAAGGCACAACCACCUAUAAUGAAGUCGCCGAUGAAUUGGUGGCCGAGGAAAUACAAAAUAAUUCCUUUGAUUCGAGUAACUGUGAUCAAAAGAAUAUCCGUCGACGCGUCUAUGAUGCUUUAAAUGUUUUAAUGGCCUUGCAAAUAAUAUCCAAAGAUAAAAAGGAAAUACGUUGGAUCGGUUUACCCUCCAAUACGGUCGAGCAAUGUUCUCUAAUGGAAAAAGAGAACGAAGAGCGACGUGAACGUAUUAAACAAAAACAUCAGCAAUUGCGUGAACUACUACUGCAAUUGGUUUCAUUUAAAAGUCUCAUUGAACGUAAUAAGGAAGCAGAAAGGCAAGGCAUUAUACCGACACCGAACUCUUCAAUACAAUUGCCCUUUAUCAUAGUGAAUACGCAUAAAUCGACCAAAAUCAAUUGUAGUGUAACAAAUGACAAAUCGGAAUACAUUUUCAAAUUUGAUGAUAAAUUUGAAAUGCAUGAUGAUGCGGAGGUUUUAAAACGCAUGGGCUUACUAUUCGGUUUGGAUAAGGGCCAGUGCUCAUAUGAGGAUAUUGAACGUGCCAAAACAUUGGUUCCUCCUAAUUUUGAAAAAUAUGUUGAAGCUUACGGCAAUGGUAGAGCUACUGGUGAUAUUACUUAUGAUUCAGAUGAUGAAAUGCCCUCCUACGAGUUUUUGGAAUUAACGAAUGAUAGUUCACAACAUGGGUUUCUAAAUGCAAAUAACUCGACUAUUACCAGCAGCUCAUCAGCCAAGGUUGGCAACUUAUCAAACGCGAACAUAAAUGCCCCGCACUGUAGUGGAGGGAGUGGUGGUGGCGGUGUCAAUAAUAAUAAUAAUAGCGGUCAUCGUCAUGCUGUGGGUAUUAAAACAUGCGAUCUCGAUGAUGAUGAAGAAUUCGUUGAAAAUAGCGAUAUCGAUUGAGGAGUACAAAGACAUGUUACAUUGAGUAACCUUAGCAAUAACGACCCAAACGCAAAACCUCUAUCCGGAACUUCUCUUCUAUACCUACAAUCAAUAAAUAAUAUUUCAAAUAAUGAUAACAAUAAUAUCAAGAAAAAAGUCUCAUAUAACAAAUGCAAACAUCUACGACAAAAACAAGAUCGAAUCUUUUGUUAUUGUCAUCGCGCUUUCUCUUGCUCCUCAUUGUCGACAGAGACAAAUAAUGCAAACCUUACAAUCAGCACCAUUUCUAGCAAUGGCACUUUAAAAUCCAAAAAUAAUAUUAGUGAUGAUUCUGACGACGAUGUUGAUAAUUAUAAAAUUCCCACAAAUGCUGAAUUGAUUAAUUUAACGGAAGAUUCGUUUAAUUUCUGUUUUAUUUCGGCUUUAUUGGGUUUGCAUUAAACAUUUGUUUCUAAAUACAUUAUUAUUAUUAUUAUUAUUAUUAUUGUUUUUUCUAAUUAUGAAAAAUAAAUUUAA
This is a messenger RNA of Glossina fuscipes, 2512 nucleotides long. RefSeq names its product transcription factor Dp (gene Dp). Gene Ontology annotation, cellular component: nucleus; transcription regulator complex. Lineage: Eukaryota; Metazoa; Arthropoda; Insecta; Diptera; Glossinidae. Gene Ontology annotation, biological process: regulation of transcription by RNA polymerase II; regulation of cell cycle. The transcript has 11 exons. Bases 488 to 2014 code for a protein of 508 amino acids. Gene Ontology annotation, molecular function: RNA polymerase II transcription regulatory region sequence-specific DNA binding; DNA-binding transcription factor activity, RNA polymerase II-specific. The record is from RefSeq and is a predicted model, not a curated record.